Molecule: messenger RNA, 5496 nt
Organism: Dicentrarchus labrax (European seabass)
Lineage: Eukaryota; Metazoa; Chordata; Actinopteri; Moronidae
Gene: insyn1
Product: inhibitory synaptic factor 1
Exons: 3
Coding region: 2785-3753 (322 amino acids)
Biological process (GO): inhibitory postsynaptic potential
Cellular component (GO): postsynaptic density
Source: RefSeq, a predicted model, not a curated record
CAAUUAGCCUUACAGCAUCAGCAUAACGUCUGUGAUCCUAGUAGUAGAAACCACAGAGGACCCCAGAACAAAUUCAUCUGCAUGGAAGAUCCACCUAACCUGAAUCCACUCUGCAUUUCUCUUUACAAUUAUGCUAAGGAAUGCACUGAGCCUCUAGCAGUUCAGUACAGUUAUCUGCCAAAACCCUCUGGAAACUGGUGUACAUUGCUCAAGAAGUUGUCAUUAUGAAUUUGCUUUACCGUUAGAUUAUCUCCUUUAGAAAACUAAUUUCAUAUUAGGGUAAUUGUCUCUGGUGGGGUUAUGCGGGGCUGUUGUGUUGAAAAAAAAAAUAAAAAUGCUGAUGAAGAGGACGGGGGAGAGAAAAAGUCAUGCUGGCCCUCCCUCCCUAUUUCUGUCUCUCAGUCAGAUGAGGUCAUCAAACACCAACCUGCUUUGUAUAUUAAUGAUGUAACAGCCAGGGAUUUUUGGACACCCCGUCCCCAGAGACUGCUUGGCUGGAGGCAGAGGAAGACUUCAUCUUGAUUUAAGAGAGAGAUAACACCCUCGAUAAAACUGUGACAAAGGCUAGAUAGGCAGUGUGAGAGGAGAUAGUGAGGGAGUGUAAGAUGCCAGCAGAGAGGAGAAGACAGGAGAGGAGCGAGGCAGAGGAGGGACUGCACGAUACACUGUGCCUUUAAAGCACCAAGCCCCUCCCUCCACAGAGCCGAGCAGAACAGCCGAGUGGUGCUGGCAGGAGCCUGAGCCCCACGAUAAACUCUGGCAUCAGCUUCCCUUCAUCCGGCAGUCAGCGAGGACACAGUGAGGGCGCAGGGGCAGAGAGACGGGGACGGAGAAAGGGAAAGAGCAAGAGUGACAGAAAGGGGGGGGAGAGAGUGAGAGUCGAAAAACAGGCAGAUAGACAGAGAGGGAGAGGCUGUCAUAGGAAUCACACAGCUCCUUUUCCACAGCAGCAGUUCAGCCGUUUCUGUCCGCUGCCUCCAGAUGCAGGCGAAUGCUGAUGGGGAUGACGGGUGGCGUGCUUUCGGCAGCACAGUUAUCUGAGUGAUGGUAGCAGCCACGGAGGCAUCACAACCCGAAGCAGGAGCUCUCCUCGCCACUCUGGCUGUUAGUCAUCUUUCAGCCUCCUCUCUCCCUUCUCAGAGUGCUAUCAGGGCCAUUCAUCGUUCCCAUCUCAUGCCUCCUGCCUCCUCCUCCUCCUCCACAGCUUCAUCCUCCACUUCUACUCCUCCUCUGAUGAGCCAGAGCCUCAGAGUGAAAUAACCCUGCUGAUAGAAGCUUCUCUCUCUGUCAAGACAGUGCCAUGUGUGAUUGGCCAGCGUACCCCGUGGCAGUGGCAUCGCCCUGGAUUUGGCGAGAAGCUCUCCCCCCUGCUUGUUCUCUGGGGCUCCUCUGGGAAGCUUUCAUAGGAUUUAUCUCGUCCUGCUGGAUGGCACAGAGCCCUCUGCCUCUCUGAAAAGAGUCCACAGAGAAAACAUACACUACACGGAUAAGAAGUAAAAUAAUUAUCCAAUCACAGCACAAGGAGGCAGACCAGGGUUCCCUUAGCAACAACUGAAGGAGAGAAGAGAAUCCUUUUCUCUUUCUGCUCCCUUGGUUUUUGGGCACACCCCUGUGGACUGCUGUGGGUCAGUGUUUUCUGAGAGGACUUGGAUAGCGCCGUUGCAUAAGACAAGCUGCCACCCAAAUUCCAGGGGAAGGUGCUCGUUCGCCCUCCAGCCCCCCUCGUAACUGUGUCUAAUCGACACCACGAUUUUUUUGUUAUCCCUCCACAAAUUCUCAUCACAAGUCACGUUCUGCUGGCUUGGAAAUCAAUUCAUUCUGAUCCCACGCCACCUGGAAUAAGCCCUGCUUUGGGGGGAGAUUGGACACUCUGUGAAAAGACCCACACCUACCUUCCUCCCUUUCAUGGACGAGAAAUGAAGGACAACACGAGUAAGUCGUCAUCUGCAAAAAGAAAAAUGGAUGUGAAGCAAAGUUUAUUUUGAUGAGAGUUUCUACUGACAAUCUUUUUAUUUUUCCUGGAGGAGAAAACGCCACACUGCACAGAGGAAUAUCCCCUUUUUUUCCAAACAGGAUCUGUCCUUUCUCUCUUAAAAGACAGUAGACCUCUCUGAGGGACUAUAUUUAGAAGGCAAAUCUUGUCCCUGCUGGCCAAUAAUGUAGAACACGAUUUUGAAAAUUGAGCCACUGCUGGGAGUUCUAUUUUUCUAUCUAUGUUCGAUAGCUUUCUCUAUAAAAAGGGUUAAUACAAACCCCUUGUCUGCUUUCACUUUUGUAUGUUAGCCUGCCAUUAUGUCACUGUGUUUCACAAGUAAAAACGAUUGUACAGGACAAGUGGAAGAGGGAAAAAGUCUCUUCCCUGUAUAGUGUUUUAAAUAGCAUCUCCUCGGGAACAAUUUCAAACGUACACACUGACACAUGAGAUGAGUUGGCUCUACACGAUUAUGUAAGAGUUUCAUACCAGCUUUAGCCCAUGUAUUUUGCCUCUUCCUUUUCCAUGGAUUUACAGCAUUUGACUUUUCCCAUGCUCAUUUUCUCCUCGUUUUUGGAAGCAUCUACCAGAGGGCAUGGAUGUCAGAGUGUGACCCUGUGCCGAGUGUGCGGGAGAGGCAAGGUGUUUUGGCUGCCCAGGUGCUUUUAAGAUGUUGAGGUCUCCCUGCGUGGCCGGGGCCCCUGUUCGGAUCAGUAGCACUGAGGCUCCUUGUAGCCAAAGACAUGGACCCCGACUCGGCUCCCCCACGCCCUCAGCCUGUUGGCCACUGGCCCCACGUCGCCCUGUAAAGGAUGUCCCUCAGCAGAGCUCCGGCCCGGGACACCUCUGAGACCCCCAGCCCGAGAGAACGCAUCCGCAGCCACAUGAAGAUGGUGAUCAACCAGCUGGAAGGCAUCCUCAUAGAGCUCAAGGAUGUGGCCAAGGAACUCCGGGAGGUGGUGGGUCAGAUCGAUAAACUAACAUCCGACUUUGACUUUGACCUGGAGCCAGAUGACUGGACGGUGGCCACAGCCAGCAGCACGUCCAGCAGUGAGCGGGGUCUGGGAGAGGCCUUCAGGCUGGACUUCCUCAAUGCAGAUGUGCUUUCUGAUAGCUGGGAGUUCUGCAGCUAUCUGGAGGCGGCUGGCGCUGCCGCCGCCCGCAGGCCUGGUGAGCAACCAGGAGAUCCACGAGUGGAGCUGGGCCGCGGGACCAUCCCCACCCAGACACAGACCCCUACCCCGCCCCCCACCACUGCCUCGGUCUAUUCCCAGAUGAACGGGGGGCUGCCCAUCCCUAAUGGGCCCCGCAUUAUUACUCCAGAUUCAUCCAGCGAGGAGGCCAGCAGCUCCACGCACAGCCACAAGACUUCCCGUACCUCUGGCACAAGAGAAAGAGUCCGCUUCAGUGACAAAAUUCUGUACCAUGCGUUAUGCUGUGACGAUGACGAGGAGGAGGAGGAGCAAGAGGAAUUACAGGAGGACAAGAGUGGCUGUGCUACACCGGAUAGCGAUAGUGAACCCAGUCUCCUGACAAGCUCAGUCACCCCCAAACGUUCUUCCUCUGAGCACUCACUCCUCCAUAACUGUCUGGACCCUUCGUAUGUCUCCUCGCCAAUGAAAGGGACGACGGGAGCUCACACACUACCCAGGAAAGGUCUCUUAAACCCUGGCUGCCGCAAAAAACUGUUACGAAAUAGCAGCACACAAACUGUCUCUGAUAAGAGCACCCAAACUGUACUGCCCUAUAUUCCAACCAAACAGAAAACAAAGGACCACUGAGAAAGCCCUAAGUUUAUCAUAAAUUUCAUGAAGAGGACUGUGCAUUAUUUAAUAUUAAAUACAUAGCUCAUAGAUUAAUACACAAAUAAAUUAAUUACUAAAUAAAUAAAUGAUAUAUGGGAAAUCACUCGACUACCUAAAGUUAUUCUGAGGCUCAGGGAAAACAAGAUGAAAUGAAGCAAAGCAGAUCAUUAAGAUGAAAGAUACUGGUGGACCAAAAGGUUAGUGCCUGUUCUACUGUUAAAAGAAACACUGAAUGGAUUCCGUAUUUGUAGUCAUUUCAAACAAUGACAUAGAUUAUAAAAGCAAUCAUUUUUACUCGAACAUUUGAAGUGUUCAAAAUUGGAAGUAUGAAGAGGCCCUUUCCCCUCAUGUCAUACAAUAGUCACAAAAAAAGAGAAAAGAAAAUGCUUGUUCCUAUAAUGUGGAUACAAAACGCUGCACAUUCUGUACUCUGAAUCUGUAUAAACAUUGUCUUUUUUAUGUUCCAGUUAUUUCAAAUGUCAAGGGGAUUGUUGCUUUCAGCAGGGUAAUGUAUCUAGAUGCACAUGUCAAGCCUCUUCCUCUCUUUGAUGUCAACAAACAACUUUGAGCGUGGAGCCAGAAAACAACACUAUUUACCUGCCCUUGAUUUUCUAAAUCAUGUCAGUGUGAUCCCUUCUUGGUCUGCUGCAAAAGCUGAAAGAGUGGCAGGCAGGGAAAAAAUAUAUAUAUAAAAUAAUUUGAGAAUGUGCGGUCCACUAAAGUGACAUUUCCAAUUUUUUUUUCUCUUCGUCCAUGCCUGUGACGUCAUUAGACCUAGGAUCCCAGCUAAAAAGCAGUCUACAAAAAAGUGCUAAAGGUUUUGUCUCUCCAUUCAGUCGCCCAGUGGGGAAUUGAACUCGGUAGAGCAGCAUUUUAUUCACAGGACUAACGCCAAUAGCCAUUCCUGAUCAAUAUGUUAGAGGGAGGUUGCAGCGAGAGGUCUCUCUGCUGAGCCUGCAUGCCACUCUCCUGGGAUCUGUGAACAAAAACUCACAGUCAGACCUAUUUACUUACACUGAGUGGAACAAAAAUUAGAACUGUGGCCCUAAAGAACUGACAUUUCAAAAGAUGUGCGUCCAGGAGUGAGAGCUGGUGGUGGAAAGAGAGAGUGUUCAUGUUCAAAGAUUUUUUUUUACAGAGCAAUAAUCUACCCCGGGGAACGGCUUUGUGAGCCUGCUCCCCUGGUCCCUUCACCCGUACUUUCCUAAUGUUGUGUUUUCCAGUUUAAAAAAAAAAAAGAGAAAAAAAAGAAAGUAAAAUGUCAUAGUCUUAAAGAGGAAAAUCCUUGCUGACUCCUGUGAAGCUAACCUUUGUGCCUCUGAUCACCUAAUGUGGACUUUACCUUCCACAGUAGGCAGAGAUGGUCAUAGAAUCUUAUUUAUUCACAUACUGUAGAAAGAAACUUUACUUACUCCAUUACUUCAUAUAUUCAAUGCUUCCAUGUAAAAUAUAUAUAUAUAUAUAUAUACAGUACAUGCGAGCAUGCUAUCUUGUCUUUACCUCCAAAUCACAGGCUUUUUGUUGUUGAAACUACUUCUUAUGUGAUUGUUUUUCCUUUUAGUGGAAUCAACAAGUCAAUUUAUCAUUAACAUAUUUUACUAAAUUCAUGUAAAUUAGACAGUUUUAGUCUGCAGGAAUGUUCUCCAUCUACAACUGGUCAAAGCAAUAUAUUGGAAUCAACAAACAAACUAGACUAAUAAAGUCAAAAUGAAAAUCUCA